Messenger RNA from Aspergillus homomorphus CBS 101889, 2396 nucleotides. It is a transcript of the gene npl4, whose product is annotated as nuclear protein localization protein 4. The coding region runs from base 166 to 1980 and encodes 604 amino acids. The transcript has 5 exons. NCBI's taxonomy places the organism in Eukaryota, Fungi, Ascomycota, Eurotiomycetes, Eurotiales, Aspergillaceae. Gene Ontology annotation, biological process: ubiquitin-dependent protein catabolic process. Gene Ontology annotation, molecular function: ubiquitin protein ligase binding; ubiquitin binding. Gene Ontology annotation, cellular component: nucleus. The record is from RefSeq and is a predicted model, not a curated record.
AUCCUCUUCCUUCCCUUUCUCCUGACUCAACCAUCAGCCUCAUUUCUUCUUAACCCCUGGUAUGACCUUUAUGAUUAUGAUGAAGUAGUGAAGUGAAAUUCUUCUGAAAUCGACGCUUUCUCAACCCGAACUCUACUCACCCCCUCCAUUGCUUCUUGCGGCAUCAUGGCUUCCCGGCCGAUCAUUUUGAGAUUCGAGAGCCGCAACGGCCAAUUCCGACUGACAGUCAGCCCUCAGGACUUAUUUCCUACUCUCCAGCAGAAGAUUGUCGAACAUCUGCCUCCCAGCACGGAUCCCGCAUCGAUCAUUCUCUCCAACAAGCCCGUAGGUACUGGUGGUGAAGAGAGGCUCCUGAAGACCCUUGAUGGGGUGGCGAUCGAGAGGGUUGGUCUCAAACAUGGAGACAAGCUCUUUCUCGGAUAUGACGAGACACAAGGACAGCAAAAUGGGCCCGUCAAUGGAUCCUCUGCCGCCACUGAGUCCUCUCGACGCCUGAACGGUGCACCGAUUCCACAAAACGAUACUGUCACAUUCCGCCCACCGCAACCGACCUCCCCAACCACUGUGAUCAAGAACCCCUGGGAUGUCGUACAACAAUCGCCGCUCGAUGAUGCUCUGGAUAAGAAGGAUGGCAAGAUUCACCGACCCCGCGACAUGAAGAUGUGUCGACAUGGGCCCAAGGGCAUGUGUGACUACUGCAUGCCGCUCGAGCCAUACGACCCGAAAUAUCUCGCUGAAAAGAAGGUCAAGCAUCUCUCCUUCCAUUCGUAUCUACGAAAGCUCAACGCAUCCACCAACAAAGCGGAGCUCAAGAGCUCAUUCAUGCCCCCGCUGAAUGAACCUUACUACCGCGUAAGACGAGACUGCCCGUCCGGACAUCCUCAGUGGCCGGAGGGUAUCUGCACCAAGUGCCAGCCGAGUGCCAUCAGCCUACAGCCGCAGGAGUUCCGAAUGGUGGACCAUGUCGAGUUUGCUCACUCGGACCUUGUCAACUCGUUGCUUGACUUCUGGCGAAAGUCGGGGGCUCAGCGGUUGGGAUUCCUGUAUGGGACAUACGAAGAGUACACGGAAGUUCCGCUGGGAGUCAAGGCAGUGGUGCAGGCCAUCUAUGAGCCCCCACAGGUAGAUGAGAUUGACGGAGUCACGCUGCACGAGUGGCACAACGAGAAGGAAGUCGAUGAGGUGGCACGACUCUGUGGUAUGGAGAAGAUUGGAGUGAUAUUCACGGACUUGCUUGAUGCGGGCAAUGCAGACGGAUCAGUAGUCUGCAAGCGGCACAUCGAUUCCUACUACCUUUCCUCCCUUGAGAUCGCUUUUGCAGCACGUCUACAGGCUCAGAACCCCAAGGCAACGAAAUGGAGCCGGACGGGCCGUUUCGGAUCCAACUUCGUCACCUGCGUCCUCAGCGGAGACGAGCAGGGAGCUAUCACAGUCAGCGCCUACCAGGCCUCCGUGGCCGCGGUUGAGAUGGUCCGAGCCGACAUAGUUGAGCCCUCCGCCGAGCCAUCGGUGAUGCUGGUCCAGUCUGAGGACGAUGACGAGCAGAACAAAUCCCGAUAUAUCCCCGAAGUCUUCUACCGCAAGAUCAACGAAUACGGCGUUAGUGCCCAGCAGAACGCCAAACCCAGCUUCCCUGUGGAAUAUCUCUUCGUGACAUUGACCCAUGGUUUCCCCACCGAAUCCUCCCCUCUCUUCACCGACAGCACCUUCCCCAACGCGAACCGCGAAGUCAUCGGCGAGAGCCAGGAACUGCGCAAUGUCGCAAAGAAGCUCGUCUCGCAUGGUGACCCAGAGAAGGCUAUUCGUGCCGUUUCAGAUUUCCAUCUUCUGUGCUUCCUGCACAACCUAUCUACCUUUAGCAAAGACGAAGAAUCCCUCCUCUGCCGCGUCGCAACCUCCCGUAACCCCGCCGACGGUCUGCAGCUGAUCAAUACCCCCGGCUGGGCGACCCUGGUCACAAUUCUUCAGGAAAGUGCCUAGAAUGAGGCGGUUAAUUUUGGAUUUUCCGAUGUCGAAUGGGAAAUACGAAUUACCUUGCAACUUCCCCCUCCGUCCGGCCUCCUCUCGGUUGUUUUGUGUCCGCCUGCGUCCGCUCUCUGUCCAUCCCCUUUCUCCUCCUCUCCCUCUCGAGAUCAUCUGCGGUGGAGGAAGUUGAAAUCGUGAGCGACCUUUAGCAUGUCCGCUGUUUGAUCCAGGUCCCGUCUGGUUUGGGUUGAUGAUCUGGGCCUUGAGGUUCAAAAUGAUAUUGGUGGCUUGGGGAGGGGGCUCGUGGAUGGGAUAAUGGAUGGAAUUAAGUUCACGGCGAGGCUGGAGAAGCAGGAGAGCGGCUGCUAUGACUUCCGUAUCUAGGAUAUAGUUCCACAUAAGCAUGAUUCAAUCCCAUCGACAUACGGGCU